Messenger RNA from Orussus abietinus, 453 nucleotides. RefSeq lists its product as uncharacterized. The transcript has 3 exons. Lineage: Eukaryota; Metazoa; Arthropoda; Insecta; Hymenoptera; Orussidae. The record is from RefSeq and is a predicted model, not a curated record. The coding region runs from base 1 to 453 and encodes 150 amino acids.
AUGUCGAUGUACCCUUCGCGUUACGGAAAUAACAUCGAUUAUCACGAUGACCAGCCUUACACGAUAGAGAUAGAACUGCCAAGGCGCGAAGAUAAGAGUAGAUUUUACAAAAGCGGGUCUUAUCAUCGGAGUCACGAUCGCGGGAUUGUCCGUGAUUACGUCGAGGAUGAGGAUUACCUUGAUGACGACGGCGACGUGGAGUCCAGGGUGUUCCGCGCCGGGAAAAAGAAAGUACGAAUUAAAGUAAUAAAGGGUCAGAAGCCUAAAUUGCGCAUUAAGAUCUCGCGAUCCGACGACGAUCUCGAUAAUGAGGGGUCGAAUGUAACGAGCACCACCUCGUUAUCAGGGUCCGUUGUACCUACGAAAUUGGAGCAGCUCGAAGGACCUUCUGAAAGCGACUGGAUCCCAUUGAAUCCGUUUCCACCGUUUCCGGAACAUCUUCGAGGAGCCUGA